CAAAUUUUUUUUGCACGUGUUCUCCCCGAAUCCUCCUCCUUUUUCCAAUGAAAAAUCGUGAAAUUCUCACCCUACAAUUCGGCAAUUAUGCCAAUUAUGUUGGGACUCACUUCUGGAACAUACAGGAAGCUGGAUUUCAGUAUGAGCCAGGUGCGGAGAUUGGCGAAAUUGAUCACAAUAUUACCUUCCGUGAGGGACAGAAUCAUCGUGGUGAUAUGACAUACACUCCAAGGAUGCUCUGUGUGGAUUUAAAGGGUUCCCUGGGGCAUCUCUCCGAGGAUGGUGAUCUCUAUGCCGACGAAUCAAUGGCAGACCUUCGUUCUGGGAAACCAGACACCAUCGCAUCGCAAAUCCCUUGGAAUUCACAGAGUAUAGAAGUCGUGGAAGGGCAGGAGGUGAAGAAGUCUCAAUAUCAAAUGGAUUUGGAUUCAAUGGGACAGGCUCAAGAUGAGAAGGAUUAUGCAUUUAGUAGCACUGUCCAAUCAUGGUCAGAUUUCAUGCAUACACGCUACCACCCACGCAGUGUAAACAUCAUCAGGGAAUACAAUCAUUCAAAUGACGAAAACUCCUUUGAUACCUUCACCAAUGGCAGGGAAUUGUGGCGCAAUGAAUCCUUCGGGGAGGAUUUUAGUGACAAAAUUCGGCAGUAUAUUGAAGAGUGCGACAACUGCCAAGGAUUCCAGGUUUUUUUCGACGCAAUCGAUGGAUUUUCCGGGCUCACGGCCAGGUGCUUUGAUGAACUCAACGAUGAAUACGGGAAGACUGUCCUGGCGUACCCGUUGAUUCCACCUCAUGUGAGGAAUUUUAAGAAUGCCGAUGCUGCAGCAAGUUCCUUAAUCCGAAUUGUAAACCUCUCCAUGAGCUUUAUGUCCCUCAUUGAGAGUGUCUCCCUUUUUGUGCCUCUCUCGACAAUGGCACAAGGAUGGAGGGAUGUGGCAACUAGCAGGGAUUUCCCCAACAUCACCUACAAUCCGGAAAAUUUCUAUCAAACAUCCGCAAUCUUGGCUACCUUCCUAGAAACCAUUAGCCUCAAAUAUCGUGCAAAGGACCUCCUUCAGCCGAUGAUUCUUGCAGAUUUCUGUUCUGACCUCAGUGCCUAUGGAUUGAAGAUGAGUGCAGCUAAUUUAGGUUUGCCAUUUAAUAUGUCAACUGCCUGUGAUACUUUGGAGCAGCCAAAGCAUAUCUUCACCCACUUGACGCCCAAUAGUGAAGUAUCUCGUGGGCAGAUGAUGCAAACGGUCGUUCGUGGGAUUCAUAGAUCACAAAUUGCUGCUUUAGAGCCACGAGCAUCAUCGUCUGUUUUAUCAGUAUUUCCCUACGCUGAUGCCUCCCUAAAGAUGCAGAAAUACUUGGAGAGAUUCGAUUCUGCAAAUGUAAUUCCGGUCAUGACCUGCGAGACCCCAAUGCCCGUAAAAGUGCCUUAUCCGGAGGAAAUUUUUGCAAAGAUUAUCAGUGCUGCUACGUCCGGAAGUCAGUAUUUGACGGAGAAGCCUCUUAGAAUAUCCUCGAUCCCCGUUUUGGCAGGCAUCACAUCCACAAAGCACCUUAUGGGCACCAUUGAUAGUCUCCAUGUUGAAGCUGAAAAGGUUAAAUUGGGAAAAUUGUGUCGCUUCAGAGAGACUGGCCUGGAGUCCGAUGAAUACACUGAAGUUCUUCACAAACUCCUGGACUUUCGUGAUCUCUAUGACGAUCGUGUUGCAUUGUAGGAUUGUAGGAUAUAUCACGGUCUGGUGAACCCCAUGAGACUAAGGGGGAUAAAGUGUCAAAAAAUGAGAUGCGAGCCUGAGUCCCAUGGAGCGGAGAUUUCAAAUGGAGUGUAUAAAUAUAUGCCUUGAAUACGUAAAGACUUAGUGACCCUACACAGUAC
Molecule: messenger RNA, 1867 nt
Organism: Lutzomyia longipalpis
Lineage: Eukaryota; Metazoa; Arthropoda; Insecta; Diptera; Psychodidae
Gene: mst
Product: protein misato
Exons: 4
Coding region: 48-1706 (552 amino acids)
Biological process (GO): mitochondrion distribution
Cellular component (GO): cytoplasm
Source: RefSeq, a predicted model, not a curated record